Pseudocercospora fijiensis CIRAD86 is the source of this 1431-nucleotide messenger RNA. RefSeq lists its product as uncharacterized. NCBI's taxonomy places the organism in Eukaryota, Fungi, Ascomycota, Dothideomycetes, Mycosphaerellales, Mycosphaerellaceae. The record is from RefSeq and is a predicted model, not a curated record. Gene Ontology annotation, molecular function: acyltransferase activity. Bases 1 to 1431 code for a protein of 476 amino acids. The transcript has 4 exons.
AUGACACGAUCCUCCCGGAAAACUCCCGUCAUCAUUGGCGUCGGAGAUGUGGUGAACAGAUCGAAAAGAAUCGAAGGUGCGAUAGAGCCAUUGCAGCUGAUGAUCAUGGCCAUUCAGAAUGCCAUCAAAGACACCGAGUUGGCUGCAUCAUCCCUGGCAACUCUGCAAUCCGCCAUCGAUAGUAUAGACGUGGUUGCAUGCUGGACGUGGCCCUGUGACUAUCCCCGUCUGAUUGCAGAGCGACUUGCUGUCAAACCUUUGCAUGCUCACAUUAGCGAUCAUGGCGGCAAUGAGCCCGCACAUCUGCUAGAUGAAGCCGCCCGCCGAGUGUCCAUGGGCGAGAAUAGAGUAGCAGUUGUCACCGGUGGCGAGGCAUUGGCAUCAUGCAAUCCGAUUCAGAUUUAUCCGUUGUACGAGAACGCUUUCCGUGCACGCCGGAAUCAGACCUUACGUGACAACCACGUCGAGUCAGCGAAAAUGUACGCAGAGUUUGCGAAAGUCGCAGAUAAAACCGAAUAUGCCUGGAAUUACCCGGCUCCGGCUCCGACCGAGGAAGACAUCAAGACCGUAUCGAAGAAGAAUCGGAUGAUAUGCUUUCCAUAUCCUCUCCUCAUGAAUGCUUUCAACACUGUGAACCUAUCUGCGGCUGCAAUCGUGACUAGCACUGACUACGCGAGGGAGCUUGGCAUCCCAUCUCACAAAUGGGUGUAUCCACUUGGCGGAGCAGGAACUGCUGACAGCUCCGACUUUUGGAAAAGGCCAGCAUACUGGUGGAGUCCAUCGAUAUCCCGUUCUCUAGACACCGCUCUUGAUGUUUCUGCAAUCGAUAAAUCCGACAUCGACCUCUACGACUUCUACUCCUGUUUCCCGAUAGUGCCCAAGCUAGCAUGUGAGCACCUGGAUUUGCCAAUAGUCGGCUCGCCUAAGCCCAUUACACUACUCGGCGGCUUGACCAGCUUUGGCGGAGCUGGCAACAAUUACUCAAUGCACGCGAUCUCGGAGAUGGUGCGUCAAUUGCGAGCAGGCAAGGGCAAGACCGGCCUCGUGCUUGCCAAUGGUGGCUGGGUAUCCUAUGAGCACGCGAUCAUUCUUUCCAGCAGCCCAAGGAGCGACGGUCUGCCAUACCCGGAUGAAGCUCCAUUGCCGAAAGUGGUCACCGAUGUCCAGAUACCUCCAAUCGCAGAGCAGCCCGAAGGAGAUGCUGUUGUUGAGACAUAUACCGUUGAGUACAACAGAGACGGUAGUCCAUUGAGAGGACAUAUUGUUGGAAGAUUAAAGAAUGGCCACAGAUUUCUGGCGAAUCAUGCUGACGACGAGACUCUACGCCAGCUGUGUAGCUGGGAAGUCGAGCCUAUCAAUAGAAGGGGUAGAGUGAAAGCAGGGCCAGAGGGGAGGAAUCUGUUUAGCUUUGGCGAGCUUUCGAAAUUGUGA